AUGGCGGGUGGGUCUUCUAUGAUGGUGCUAGUUAUAUUGGUCAUGGCUAUGAACAAUGCAAGUUUGUUAGUGAAUGCAAUUUCUUGUCAAGAUGCCAUAGCGCGAAUGUUGCCCUGCCAAGCAUUCUUGAUGGGAGUUGGCCAGAUUAGCGUUCCAUGUUGCCAGAGUGCUCAAAGUUUGAUCAAAAUAGCUAACACGAACCCUCAAGAACGAACAAUGGUUUGCCAAUGCUUAAAGCAAGCUGCAACUAUCGUAGGGAUAAAUGUUGCCCGGGCUCAGCAGAUUCCCCAGCUUUGUCAUAUAGAUCUUGCUACUAGUCCAAUCAACCUUAACGUCGAUUGCAACAAGUUAGACACUCCAACCCCACAAAACUCACCACAGAAUGAAGCAGAAAAAAUGAAGCCAAAUAAAAUUUGGGGUCCGAUUAUUGCUCCACCUCCAACUCGUCUCCCUUGGGAUCCCAUAGUUAUUCCAACUCCGGCUUAUUCACCACAGAAUUAA
Erigeron canadensis is the source of this 501-nucleotide messenger RNA. RefSeq names its product non-specific lipid-transfer protein 1-like. The record is from RefSeq and is a predicted model, not a curated record. Gene Ontology annotation, molecular function: lipid binding. The transcript is spliced from 2 exons. NCBI's taxonomy places the organism in Eukaryota, Viridiplantae, Streptophyta, Magnoliopsida, Asterales, Asteraceae. Gene Ontology annotation, biological process: lipid transport. The coding region runs from base 1 to 501 and encodes 166 amino acids. Gene Ontology annotation, cellular component: membrane.